AUCGUUACAGCGCAAUAUACAGAAUGAGUAGAUCAGACAAGUAUGAAAACGUGCGACAUGUGUACAGAUUACUGAAAGAAAAAGGAGAUAUAGACAAGAUAAAAGUAAAUUAUUUUUGAUGAUUAGGACAAAAAUAUGAACAGUCUCAAAUCAGGUCGAAGCUGAUACUGGGGUUUGGAUCUUUGGAUAAUUCAAUAACAAAGUUUGACACUGAAACCACUGAUCGAAAUAUAAGGAUGGCAAAUUGCCUAGUUGCAGAUCAUCUGAAGACUCACGGGUAUGAUUACUCUCUGAGUGUUUUUCUGCCUGAAAUUGGGCUAACUAAUUUCGAGUUAGAAGAGUUCAUUAAAGAUAUUUCGCAUCUCAGGCCUUAUAGUUGUUUUGAAGGUCGUGAAAGACUGGUAUUACGGUAUAUAUUUCACCCAACUUGUUCUAUUUUAGACGAGUUUUUACAAAGAGUCCUAUUCAUUAUUAGUGUCGAUUCUGAAAGCCUAUGAAGAUAUCUCUAGCCUUUCAAAAGAACAUAAAGCUAUCCAGACAGUUGAAAUAGAUGGUUCUGACUUAGAUCACAGGUUAAACAAUAUUAAUAAAGAAUAUGAAGCAAUGAAGUCAUUAGAGAUUUUGCAUGCAAAACAGUCAUUUGAUGAUCGUUUGGAACAAUAUAAGAGUGAAAUAAAUGAGCGAAGUCAAAUAGAAAUAGAGAAACAGAUAUCAGAGUUUCGUCAAAAUGAAUUGAACUCGUUAAAAUCGGAAUUGGAAGAAGAAUUUCAAAAACGUCUACUUCAAAAUACACAGCGAUUGCAAGAAGAAUUUGAACUUCGCUGUCAGUCCCUCAAUGAACAAGAGGUGCUGCUUAGAGAGAAGUACAGUCUAUUUCAACAAAAAGAGGAGCGUGAAGCAUUUGUUAGACGUCAAGCCUUGCAAGCUGAAUUAGACGCUAUCCAGUUGGUGAAGACACAAUUAGAUCAAGAAAAAAUCCAAAUAGAUAAUGAUAAAUUACAGUUACAUAAAGAUUAUGAGAAAAAUGAAUUAGAAUUUAAAAAGCGUGAAAAUCUUUUAGAAAUAAGAGAAAAAACAUUAGAAAGUGAAAUUCAUGAACAUGUAAACCAAAUUCGUAUGGAAGAUGAAAUUAAACUAAUGAAACAACGUAAAGAAUUAGAAUUACAGUCUAUUCAACUCUCAGAAAAUCAGAAAAUGCUUGAAGAUAAAUUGAAAACAAUUGAACAACUUAAACAGGAAUUGUUAAAACAACAAAACAAAUUCACAGAAAUGGAGAUUGUAGGUUAUGAUACUAUUAAAUCACAGAAUGAAGUGUUCAAAGCUGAAAUCUCGAAUUUACAAAAACAAUUGAAAAACUCUUUAACUGAACUAGAAGAACAAAAACAAAUUACUGCGUCGGCAACAACAGAAUUAAGUGUACUCAAAGUUGUUAAACAAGAGACUGAAAAACUAAUGAACACGUUGAAUAAUGAUCAUACUGUAAUCAUUCAAGAAAAAUUUACAUUACAAAAGAAAUUAAAUGAACAAAAAAAUGAAAUAUACGAACUAAUGGAACGUCUUAGUUCAUAUGAAGGUGGAAAUAAACAGAAUCAUGCACAAACUACUGAAGUUUCCUCUGUGGAUCAUUGGUCUACAGUAAAUCAGAAUCUAAACAAUCCGCAAAUACUAACUGAAGCUGAACGUCGUUCAGUUUAUGAAGAAUGCAAUCUUUCUAUUUCGAGUGACCUAAGUCAUGAAAGUUUGAUUGAUACUAAGAAGUCUGGAAAGUCAUUCACUGUACCUAUUCAGUUGUCAACCGAUUCCAAAUUUGAUCAUUGGUCAAAGCGUUUAGAAUUAUCACGUCGGCGUAUGACACAAUUACAAUUAGUUAAUGAAGAGUUUGACUCAAUUUAUGAAGAAUGGAAAUCAGUUGAUUUAAAAGAAUUUUUAUCGAAAAUUCAUAGUGAUUUACCGAGUUUCCUAAAUGCUCAUGAAUUAAAUCAACCAGUUAAAUUGAAAGAAGACAACUUAUCCGACCAAAAUGUCAUGAUAAAUAAAGAUACUAAAUCCGAUCCUGUGAAGGAACAACCUGUUAACUGUAACACAUUUUUCUCCCUGAAACUUGACAAUGACCACAAUUAUAAUCCAGUUUCUACAUCCCCAAUCCAUCAUAAUCCUCUUGAUCAACAAAUUGAAAUGAAUCCAUGUCAUGAGAAUGAAUAUCUAGCCUCAUAUACUAAAGCUAACUCAGAAUCAAAGAAUGUGAAGAUAGGAUUUGAACAGAAUAAUCAAAAUGCACAAAUUCAUUCCAGUGCAAGAAUUAUACCUGAUUUUUCAGCCAGUUCAUCCAGCAUAGACACACCAAAAUCAAAGAAAUUAGAGUUAAAAAAAUCCUCCAAUGAAACAUUAAGUAUAAGUUCUCAUAAGCCUAUAAAAUCAUCUUCAACUGUUACUCAUCAUAGUUUUAAGAAGUCAUCAAUUGAUCACCUUUCAAGUUAUAGAUCAAAAAGUGUACUCUCUACAGAAUCAAUAUCUCAAGCAGAAUCCGCUGAGUCCAAAACUUCAAGAAAUUCUCAAACUAAUUCAUUAGCCAACGAAAUGUCGAACCAUACUAUUUCAUGUAAAUUUAACAUGAAUGAUAAUGAAAAUAAAUCUGUGUGUAGUGAACAAGAUAAUAAUGAAAACGAAGAACAAAGAGAAUUCCUUAAUUCAAAUCAGGCUAAUCUCAAUGAUGAAAUUGCAAAUAAUAAUCAUAAUAAUGAUACUAUUGAAAAUGGGUUUCCGUUACUUCUGGAAACCUCACGUUAUGAAGGUUCACUGAAACAGUGUUCACUGGGUAAUGAUGAUCAGAACAAACCUAUAUCCAAUGAGAAUACCACACCAACACCACGCCAUACAAUAACAAAACAAACUGAUUGUAAUGGUUUAAUGGAAAAAUAUUUAAAGCUUAGUUUAAAUACUAGUUCUAAAUCACCGGUGUCUAAUACAUGUAAUCAAGCAGUGAACGGAACUAAGAUAACAAACGGAUAUCAUUCACCUAGUUCAAAAGAAAAACCCUUAUGGUUCGAGAAUGGACAUCAUUUUAGUUCUAGUGAAUCAGAGAUUAUCAGUUUGAAUAAUGGUAAAACUAAGUGUCAUUUUACACCAGGAAAUUUCAACAAAGAUGAAUUAAUUCCAAAUGACGUUGAUAUCGACAGUGGUUCAGAUUACAUUUGGUAGGAACGCCUUUGAUUUUGUUUUCCAUUCUAUUAAUAAUUUUAUUCAAAUGAUUGAAUUUUACUUUAUCCUAUGUAUGCAUCAUUCUCUUUAAAGACUAUAUCCUUGUUAUUAUUUUAUCUUAUAAAAUGUGCCGGUUAUUUUAGUUUAUUGAGAUAUUUUUAAUUUGUGAGAAAUAAAUUCAAACAAAAAUCUUUUGUAAAUUAUCAUUUUGUAAUGAAGCCUAAUUAUAAAGUUAUACAAUAACAGAACGGAAUUUUAAAGUUGAAUACUUAGUUCUUAUCAGUUUAUGUUAUUUUAUGUAGUAAAUAAUAAUCAUUUUGAAAAUACAAAAUUUCAGAUG
Messenger RNA from Schistosoma curassoni, 3538 nucleotides. The record is from the annotation of a GenBank genome assembly. NCBI's taxonomy places the organism in Eukaryota, Metazoa, Platyhelminthes, Trematoda, Strigeidida, Schistosomatidae.